Molecule: messenger RNA, 716 nt
Organism: Macadamia integrifolia
Lineage: Eukaryota; Viridiplantae; Streptophyta; Magnoliopsida; Proteales; Proteaceae
Product: probable WRKY transcription factor 40
Exons: 3
Coding region: 23-595 (190 amino acids)
Biological process (GO): regulation of DNA-templated transcription
Molecular function (GO): sequence-specific DNA binding; DNA-binding transcription factor activity
Source: RefSeq, a predicted model, not a curated record
UCAUAAGAGACUAAAGGAAGACAUGAAAACUAAGAUCUCAAGGGUCUAUGUAAGGACUAAUGCUACUGAGACCAACCUUGUAGUAAAGGAUGGAUAUCAAUGGAGGAAAUAUGGUCAGAAGGUGACCAGGGACAACCCAUCUCCUAGGGCUUACUUCAAGUGUUCCUUUGCACAAAGGUGCCCUGUAAAGAAGAAGGUGCAAAGAAGUGCAGAAGAUAGAUCCAUAUUAGUAGCAACUUAUGAAGGAGAGCAUAACCAUCCAAACCCUUCAAGACCUGAGACAGCAUUGGGUUCAAAUCAUGGUGUAGCCACUCUAGGCUCAAUCCCCUGUUCUGCCUCCAUUAACUCAUCUAGUUCGGGUCCAAUGAUAACUCUAGAUCUAACCCAUCAGCAGCAGCAGCAGCCUCCUCAGCCUGGGACGAUGGUCAAUGAAGUGAAGAAUUCAAGCCCAGAUCAAGUAAAGUCACCGGCUUCCCAACAGUUUAUGAUUGAGCAGAUGGCUUCUUCUUUGACCAAAGAUCCAACUUUCACGGCAGCACUUGCAGCUGCCAUCUCUGGAAGAUUUCAACAGCAAUCUGUAGCUGGAAGAUGGUGAUAUAUAGUAUAUUUCUUUAGAGAAUUUUCUUGUAUUUUGUUUUGAUUCAUCUUCAGCACUUUGAAGAAUGGAGAAACCAUCCAAUGUAAAUAGAAUUUGAAAUGAAAAAAAGAGUCUUUAA